UACGAUCGGAGACCAUGCACCACAGGAGAUGGGCGUUCCAGAAGAGAUGAAGGAGUAUACUCUUGCUUGAUUUGUUCCUAGUGCUUGUUGCCUGCAAGCCCUGUGGAGCCCGCGAUAGAUGACAUCACUCGAUCGUCAGUCCUUAUAUACUUACUAUUCCACUGCACCUGUUUCUAAGAUGGAAUAGACAAAAUCAAAAUGAAUGACCAAGCCCCGUCCCGUCCACUCUCUCUGGCUGUGUACAAUUUCACCUCCUCGUGGUUUCUGAUCCCCCAGGGCACAAGCAUUCUCGCCGUCAUCCUGCACCAGCUGCACUACCAGUUCGGUGCCCUCCCCAUCCUUGCCAAAAUCGUCUGGAUCUAUGCGAUCGUCUUACUUGGGCUCUUCCUCGGUAUCUACGUUGCUCGGAUUAUUCUUCACCCCCAACAUGUCGUCCGUGAGAUUCGCCACAACGUCGUCGAGGCCUCGUGCCUGGCGAGCGUCCCCAUCGCCUUCACUUCCAUCAUCCAGAUGAUCUCGCUGCAGUAUAAUGGCGGCGCCGAGAUGGCCGCUUAUGUGCUCUGGUGGAUCUCGACAUUUCUGUCUUUAUGCUCGGUCAUUGGCGUGCCCUACUCUCAGCUGAAGAUGCAGCCGUCCGGGAUAGAACAUAUGCCCCCCACUUUCCUCCUGCCCGUGAUAUCAAUCCUCACAUCUGCGGCUGGCGGCGGCGUCAUCUGUGAGAGCAGCAGCCUGAGCGCACGACUUCGCGUCCCCGCCAUCAUCGUCUCCUACAUGGAGCUCGGGGCAGGCCUUGGGCUGGCCACCUGCAUCGACGCCUGCAUUGUCUACCACCACUUCGACCGGAAGUACCCGCGGUACGGCGAGGCGUACCAGGACAUGGUCCUGUGCGGGCCCUUUGGACAGGCGAGCUUUGCGCUGCAGAUACUAGGCACUGCCGUCCAGCACAGCUUCGGCGCGUACAACAGGGGCUCUUUACUGACAGAAACAUCGGCAGCGCCGAUUGCCGCGGUCAGCCAGUUUGCCGGGUUGAUGGCGUGGGGAUUUGGCACGUUCUGGUGGAUUUUGGCUAUACUGAGCAUUGUGUAUACGCUAAAUGUGCAGUCAGGGGGGUUGAGAAAUGCGGCGUUUUCGCUGAGUGCGUGGUCACUUAUUUUUCCAUGGGGUGUAUAUACCAACGGGGCAGUGCAGCUGGGCAAGUUGAUGAACUCACCUGCGUUCGAUGUGUGGUCGACGGCAUUGUUGCUGAUGCUGGUCAUCUUGUGGGCUGUAAUGAACCUCUUCACUAUCAAGGGCAUCGUAACCGGAAAGCUGUUGGGACUGGAAAAGGGUUGGAGAGUUCCCAAGAGCGAGCAUCAGACUGUUUGAUGUACAUAAAAUCCAUUCUUGCCAGAUGAGCAGCUGUAAAAACAGUAUACUCUGUGUAUAUACAGUUUACUUCUAUCACUGAUUAUAUCACGUUCAUUAACCCA
Messenger RNA from Aspergillus nidulans FGSC A4, 1469 nucleotides. Its product is annotated as putative malic acid transport protein. Gene Ontology annotation, biological process: transmembrane transport. The coding region runs from base 199 to 1365 and encodes 388 amino acids. NCBI's taxonomy places the organism in Eukaryota, Fungi, Ascomycota, Eurotiomycetes, Eurotiales, Aspergillaceae. The record is from RefSeq and is a predicted model, not a curated record. Gene Ontology annotation, cellular component: membrane; plasma membrane. The transcript is spliced from 2 exons.